AGCCAGCGACUUUGUUCUUCACUGUGUGAACCCCGUUCUGUUUCCGUUAUUGCAGCGAGCCAUUUUACUUCAGACGCCGAUCAUUACUUCUAGUAAUUUGAGUGGUGCUGUAUCGUGAAAGCAGACCUCGACAAAUAAAGCAACCUAUUUUUACGUAUAAUCAGUAUGGUAGGGACAAGGGUCUAUGUCGGUGGGCUUCCAUACGGCACCAGGGAAAGAGACCUUGAGAGAUUUUUCAGAGGCUACGGUCGAUUCCGUGAUGUCCUCAUCAAGAACGGUUACGGCUUUGUUGAGUUUGAUGACUAUAGGGAUGCAGAUGAUGCAGUCUAUGAGCUCAAUGGAAAGGAGCUUCUAGGAGAAAGAAUUACUGUAGAGAGGGCCAGGGGGACACCUAGGGGUAGUGACCAGUGGCGCUAUGGUGACUCCCGUGGUGGUUAUGGGGACUCGAGGCGAUCUGCCCGAGACGAUAUGCGGCACGACAGAGAUAGUGUGAACAGAAACACGAGGACUGCAUCUAGCUACAAGCAAUCAUUGCCCAGAUACGGACCACCAACACGCACCGAAUACCGGCUCACUGUGGAGAAUCUCUCGAGUCGCGUUAGCUGGCAGGAUUUGAAGGAUUAUAUGAGACAAGCUGGCGAAGUGACAUAUGCAGAUGCACACAAACAGCGCAGGAAUGAAGGGGUUGUAGAGUUUGCAACAUAUUCUGACUUGAAGAACGCCAUCGACAAAUUGGACGAUACAGAACUAAAUGGACGUAGAAUCAGACUUAUCGAAGAUAAAAGACGUGGUCGUCGCUCAAGAUCCUCGAGUUCGAGAUCAAGAUCACGGUCACGAUCUCGAUCUCGUCGCCGAUCCCGCUCCCGCUCAAGGUAUUAUCGUCGUUCUCGAUCCCGAUCAAGGAGUCGUCGCAGUUCUCGUAGUCGUAGCCGUCGCAGCAGCCGUUCCAAAUCAAGGGCACAUACUAAAUCAAAAUCAAAGUCCAAAUCCAAAUCUCCCGAACGUAGCCGCACCCGAUCUAAAUCCAAAUCAAGAGACCGCUCAAAGUCGAAAUCUAAGUCAAAGUCCAAAUCCAGAUCUCGUUCUAGGUCCAAGGCUGAGAGGUCAAAGUCCAGGUCGCAGUCCAAAUCCAAAGCCAAGUCUCCUUCGAACUCUUCUUCCAGAGAUAGAUCUAGUCGCGAAAGAUCAAGAGGCGACAGAUCAAGAUCUCGAUCAGGCAGCAAACAUAGCAAAAGCCGUAGCCGUUCUCGAUCACCAAUGAAUGGCGACAAAUCACCAGAAAGUAAUAAACAGAAAGCUGAUUAAAGAAAACGUGAAACAAGAAAAGGAGGAACUUUUAUUGUGAAAGAAAAAUAUCUGGAAAAAGGAGUUUUGUCCUCUUUUUGUUUUCUUUUUUGUCUACGAUUAAAUGCAUUCAAGAAGCCAAUUUUUCAUGCUUUUGUUUUUAAGAAAUCGUCGAUUUUUUUGGUGACAUUAUUACUACUACUUGUAAUUAAUAUAUAUAUCGUUUUAAAGAUAAAAUUUCUGAAACUUUGUAAAAUGUGGAACAGCGACACAAAAAGGAAUUAAUUAUAGUUAAUAUAUCGGCUUAAGUAUAAUUAAAUGAUUGUACAUGAUUUACUUAAUCAAACCAAACUGUACAUUGGUUACACAUAAUUUUAACUGUACACUUGUCAUCUUUGAAGAAACACCACACGCAUUUAGAGAAUUAAGAUUUCUUCAUACGUACCUUAAACGGAUUCUACACAUUUUUUGAUGUAUCGCCGUGUAUCAAGGAAUUCCCUGUAAUGGCUUUUUGUAUAUAUUCCUAACGAUCACAUUACUUCACAAGACAGCAACAAAUGUGAUGUGUAUUAAAAUUAGUGGUAAGAGGUAUCUUAUUUCAAUAAAAUUUCACGCUAUAUUUGUUUUUUCACUA
Bombus huntii is the source of this 1918-nucleotide messenger RNA. It is a transcript of the gene B52, whose product is annotated as serine-arginine protein 55. Lineage: Eukaryota; Metazoa; Arthropoda; Insecta; Hymenoptera; Apidae. The record is from RefSeq and is a predicted model, not a curated record. The transcript is spliced from 12 exons. Gene Ontology annotation, molecular function: mRNA binding. Gene Ontology annotation, biological process: alternative mRNA splicing, via spliceosome; mRNA splice site recognition. Bases 166 to 1305 code for a protein of 379 amino acids. Gene Ontology annotation, cellular component: ribonucleoprotein complex; cytoplasm; nucleus.